This is a messenger RNA of Cantharellus anzutake, 1701 nucleotides long. RefSeq lists its product as uncharacterized. Bases 1 to 1701 code for a protein of 566 amino acids. The record is from RefSeq and is a predicted model, not a curated record. Gene Ontology annotation, molecular function: nucleic acid binding; ATP binding; asparagine-tRNA ligase activity. Gene Ontology annotation, cellular component: cytoplasm. The transcript is spliced from 10 exons. Gene Ontology annotation, biological process: asparaginyl-tRNA aminoacylation. Lineage: Eukaryota; Fungi; Basidiomycota; Agaricomycetes; Cantharellales; Hydnaceae.
AUGCCUGAUACUACAGCAGACUCCGUUGGAAAAGUUUACAUCGAUGAUCAAGGCUCUGACGAGGUUGGUGAUGGGUCAGCCGAGAGACCAUUCCAAACUGCCUUCAGAGCCCUAACUGUAGCUGGAAUACAAGCCAAUGUCUUUGCGCGGAAGACACCUGGAGGGGAGUACGAGCCUCUUGGUACCUCAGCCUUGAAGAAAGCCAAAAAGACGAUGGAGCUUAAUGAGCGGAAGGCGAAGAAGAACGAGGAUCAGAAGGCUUCCAAGGAAAAGGAGGAAGCCGAGAGGCUUGCUCGAGAAGCGAGGAGGAUAGAAGAGAGCAAGAAGAUCGUUUUAGAGGAAGACACCUCCUUACCUCCAGCAACCAAGAUCCAAGAGCUUACCAAGUUUCGCUCAAAGCGUGUUCGGGUGUCGGGUUGGGUUCAUCGCCUUCGACAACAAAAAGAAUUGACUUUUAUUGUUUUGCGUGACGGAACCGGUUUCUUGCAAAGCAUUCUGGCUGGAAAAUUGUCUCAGACGUAUGAUGCUUUAACCUUGGCAACGGAGGCAACGGUUGAGAUUUAUGGAAUUAUCUCUGAAGUACCGGAAGGGAAGACUGCACCAGGGGGACACGAGCUAAUUGCUGAUUACUGGAGACUUCUUGGUGCUUCCCCUCAAGGGGACGACGCAUUUUCAAGUAAACUCAAUGCGGAAUCAGAGGGCAGUGUUGUCGCCGACAACAGACAUCUCGUAUUACGUGGAGAGGUAGCCGCUUCCAUCAUGCACGUUCGGGCAGGGGUUCUUUCCGCAUUUCGAAAAGUGUUUGAGGCGCAUAGCGUGGUGGAGGUUACUCCUCCGUGCAUGGUACAAACUCAAGUAGAGGGAGGCGCUACUCUAUUCAAGUUUGAUUAUUAUGGCGAGCCGGCGUUCUUGACGCAGAGCAGUCAGCUGUACUUGGAAACUUGCUUGCCCAGUCUCGGAGACGUCUAUUGUAUCCAGGAAAGUUUCAGGGCUGAAAAUAGUGACGCUUAUCUUACAUUCUGCAGACACCUGAGCGAGUAUACCCACUUAGAGGCUGAACUGGCAUUUAUAACGUUCGACGAUUUGAUGACCCAUAUCGAGACAGUCAUUUGCGAAGCGGUUGACACCGUACUCGAGAAUCCUCGCCUAGCAGCCAUGUUGAAGCAGCUCCAUCCCAAGUUUCAACCACCGAAACGACCCUUUUUGCGCAUGUCGUACCGAGAUGCCAUCAAGUACCUCAUCGAGCACGACAUCAAGCGGAAGGACGAUGACACUGGUGAACUGGUUGACCACGUUGUUGGUGAUGAUAUUGCGGAAGCGGCAGAGCGUCAAAUGACGGAUCAACUCGGAGUCCCUAUGUUUCUGCAUGGAUUCCCAAAGCAUCUGAAGGCGUUUUAUAUGAAGAAAAUCCCCGGAGAUGAGGAGUUUACGGAGAGUUGUGAUCUAUUGAUGCCUAAUGUUGGAGAAAUUGUCGGUGGUUCAAUGCGUAUCCCUGGAAUUGAUGACUUACUAGAUGGGUAUAAACGCGAAGGGAUAGAUCCCGCACCGUAUUAUUGGUUCACUGACCAACGGAAAUAUGGGACAUGUGAACAUGGUGGAUAUGGCCUUGGUGUCGAACGCCUCCUUGCGUGGUUGCUCAACCGUUAUACCGUUCGAGAGUGUUCGUUGUACCCUCGGUGGCCGGGACGUGCCACGCCUUGA